UCUGCGCUGCGGUUGCUAAAAAUAAAGUUAUCACCCAGGAGUCCAGGAUCGGGCAACAGGAUUUCAAGCUGGAGCAGAUGGAAGCCUUUCAAGAGUCGCUAGAGAUCACCAUCGCCAGUUGAAAAUAUGCCCAACGUGGACGAGCCGCGGGUAAAAGCGAUAAAGCGAGUGGAAACGGAACUGUCGGAGGAGAAGCCCGAUCUUCAGGAGGGCCAGGGCGAACCCAGGGAGGAGCUCGAGGAGGAGGCCAGCGGCAAGAUCAAGGGCCGUUCCCGUUUCUCUGCGGCUCUGCGAAGCCUCUCGAAGUCGAAAGCCAAGAGGGAAAGGGAGCUGGACAAAAGCGCCGACAGGGAAACCAGAAGCGCGGAGGAGGAGGCGCAGGAAACCCCUGGUGAGCUGGAAGACGUGGCCAGCUCCAUUUCCACGGACAGCGGAGCCCUCGGCAAGACCAAAAAGAAGAGCCUGACGCGGCGACUGCUCUUGGGUGGUCUGCGGAAAACCGGGAAGACCUCGAAGGUGCGACCCCACAGUCUGGCCACCAGCGACGACCUCAGCGUGGAGCACCUGGAGGCCACUCCCCUGCCAUCGCCGCCCGGCUCGCCAUCCUCCGCCGGCAGCAGCACCCUGCAGAUCACCAUCAGCGGCAAGAAGGUGGAGCCAUCGUCGCCCGCCAAGAAGAGCGGUAAGAGCAGGCCGAAGAGCGACACGGACUACCUGACACCCGCCGCAGAGGAGAAGAGCAGGCCGCGGAAGAAAACCACCACGACCACGGUGACCACGAGAGCCGAUUCGAGCAGCACCCGCACCACCACCAAGCUGCUGGUGGCCAAGAAGAAGCCCCAGAGUCCCGAGAGAGAGCCGCUAUCUGCGUCGCCCCUUAUCACCACCACCAACACAACCAACAGCACCACCGCUGCUACCGCCGCCGCUGCAACCGAGAGCACUCGCGAUACGCCGCCCAGAGAACGGGCGCCGGCGAAGCCGAGUCGCGUUCAGUCGGCCAGCGGCACCGGAGCAGUUCGCAAGUCGCAGUCCUCGAGCGGAUCCAGCAGGAAGCUGGAAUUGAUGCAGCAGCAGCAGCAGCGCGGCCACCGCCUGAACGCCAGACCACUGGCUGAACCAGCGAGCUUGGAAGCCACCCUCGACCCGUCCACAUCCGCAGCCACCGCCACCGAUACUGCCACAUCCACAGCCACAGCCACGGAAAUAUCCUUUGCAUCCCCGCCGGCGGCUGACGACGGUAUCUCCUCGGCGGAAAGCGCCCAGACCCUAGCCAAUCCUCCGCCCGUAGUCCGCUUCGCGGUGGGCAGUGCCGUGAGGAGUCCAUUGAGUGCCUACGAAGCAGCCUUGGCCGCCGCCGCCAGUCAGCAGCCGAACUCGAACGAGGAGCUCAGCGACUCCAGCCUCCGGCGACUGAACUUCGCCCAGCAGCAGCUCGUCUUGGGCGACCACGACAGCAUCGAGGGCAGGCGGGAAACGCUACGCUAUCAGUCGGUGGCCAGUGAGUACUCCAACCAGGACUCCGGGUCCGAGGACGAGAGCGAGGAGCAGCCGGAAGCCAGGGAGCCGGAGAGCGACAAGCCCAUGCCGGCCUUCGGUGACCUGACCAUGGAUCAGGAAAUGGAACCGGCCAUCAUGACGUCCACCAGCGAUAAGCGCGAGCAUCUGUACAAGAUUCUAGUCAUCGGUGAGCUGGGCACCGGAAAGACGUCCUUCAUCAAGCGCUAUGUGCACCAGUUCUUCAGCCAGAACUACAGGGCCACCAUUGGAGUGGACUUCGCCCUGAAGGUGCUCCAGUGGGACGCCAACACGAUAGUGCGCCUGCAGCUGUGGGACAUUGCUGGCCAGGAGCGGUUCGGCAACAUGACCCGUGUUUACUACAAGGAGGCGGUGGGAGCGUUCAUCGUUUUCGAUGUGACGCGCAGCGGGACCUUCGAUUGCGUGAGCAAGUGGAAGGAGGACCUGGACUCCAAGGUGCAGCUGCCGGACGGCAGUCCCAUUCCGUGCAUCCUGCUGGCCAAUAAAUGCGAUCAGGAAAAGCAGGGCAUCAUUACGCAGCCCGAAAAAAUGGAUGAGUACGUGAGGGAAAACGGAUUUGCCGGCUGGUUUGAGACGUCCGCCAAGGAGAACAUUAACAUCGAUGAGGCAGCUCGUGCCCUCGUGAAUAAGAUACUCAUCAACGAUAAGCUGAUAUCUGCCGACCUGGCUGAUGGCGACAAGUUCAACUUGAGCACGGGCGAUGCAGCCGGAUCGGAUGCCAAGAACAAGUGUUCCUGCUGACCUGGAACAAAGGUCCGGCCAUCUGCUACACAUUCCAAUUACCGUUCCCAGUCUGAGCGCCUCCAAGAGCGAUUUUCUAGGACGAAAACGCAUUGUGCCUACGUCCACUCCAUGUUCAUGUUGUUAGAAGAUAGCGAUAACUAUGCUUAGGGUUUCAGCGUAACAUUUGUCUAAGACUUAGCCUCAUCCGAGAUCCCCAUCAUCCCGUCCAUCCAUCAGAUUGUCUUUAUCUUUAGCACCCCGUCUUGUAAAUCCCGAUAAGACUCGUCUGUGGGUCUACAUUGUUGCUUCGGGAUCCGGGUCACUGCGUGAAUUUAUACCAUGGCACAUUGCUUACCUACGCAUACGCCCAUUAUACUUAUCAUUAUUAUCGCCAGGAUUAGCAGCAUCCGUAUCAUAGCAUUCUACAUCUGUGUAAAAUACGAAUCGUGUUCUUGUUUUUGUUUGUUUUAUUUGCCUCUGCCGGCGAGAUUGUUUUAUCUUGGAAUUAUAAUUACUCUCACACAUGCAAACACACUCUGCCAUCUUUAUUUGCAUUUAGAUAACAAUACGUACGUUUUAUGCAAUACGAAAUGAGAAAUAAAGUUUCUAAUGGUAGUUAAGUUAA
This is a messenger RNA of Drosophila ficusphila, 2887 nucleotides long. It is a transcript of the gene Rab32, whose product is annotated as ras-related protein Rab-32. Gene Ontology annotation, molecular function: GTPase activity; GTP binding. Gene Ontology annotation, biological process: vesicle-mediated transport. The transcript is spliced from 4 exons. Lineage: Eukaryota; Metazoa; Arthropoda; Insecta; Diptera; Drosophilidae. The record is from RefSeq and is a predicted model, not a curated record. Gene Ontology annotation, cellular component: Golgi apparatus; vesicle; trans-Golgi network. The coding region runs from base 127 to 2280 and encodes 717 amino acids.